Blastocystis hominis is the source of this 2474-nucleotide messenger RNA. RefSeq lists its product as hypothetical. The transcript is spliced from 7 exons. NCBI's taxonomy places the organism in Eukaryota, Bigyra, Opalinata, Blastocystidae. Bases 17 to 2443 code for a protein of 808 amino acids. Gene Ontology annotation, biological process: endoplasmic reticulum to Golgi vesicle-mediated transport; intracellular protein transport; protein secretion. Gene Ontology annotation, cellular component: endoplasmic reticulum; COPI vesicle coat; Golgi membrane. Gene Ontology annotation, molecular function: structural molecule activity. The record is from RefSeq and is a predicted model, not a curated record.
GCCGAACCUGCGUCGCAUGGCCUAUCUGUUCAUCAAAGAAAUCGCCGAAAAGACCUCUGCGGAAGAAGUUAUCAUCAUCGUGAGCACACUCCUCAAAGACCUCAACUCGGACAACGAACUCUUCCGAGCGAACAGUCUCCGCGUACUCUCCCGCAUCCUCGACGCCUCGCUCCUCUCCCAAACCGAGCGUUACAUCAAGCAAGCCAUCGUCCACAAAAACCCGAUCGUCGCCUCCUCCGCCCUCCUCUGCGGCCUCUACCUGCUCAGCGUGAGUCCGGAGGCGAUUCGUCGCUGGUCCAGCGAAAUCGGCCAAUCGCUGAAUUACGCCGACGAGAUGGUCCAAUACCACGGUUUUCUCCUCCUUUUCGCCAUGAAACGCAACGACCGGCUCGCGCUCGCCAAGUUGGUGGCGCAGCUGCAGCAGCGAUUGCCGUCUUCGCCGUUGGCGGUCUGCCAGCUUCUUCGUGCCGCCAUUUUGCUGCUUCGCGAAGAUCCCGCGCAGGAGCUUCGCCCCGCGCUUUUUGACCUCCUUGUCAAAUGUCUUCGCCACGCCAACGAUAUGGUCGCCUUCGAAGCUGCCCGCGCGUUUCUCCGUUUCCCCGAUCUGACCGAGGCGGAGCUCUCCCCCGCGGUGAACAUGCUGCAGAUCCAGCUGGGCUCGUCGCGCGCGGCGAACCGGUUUGCCGCGGUUCGGCUGCUGCACGAGUUGUCACGGCGGAAUCCGGCGAGCGUGGCGAGCUGCAACGGGGAUCUGGAGGUUUUGGCGGGCGACGCGAACCGGUCGAUCGCGACGCUGGCGAUCAGCACGCUGCUGCAGACCGUCGACGAGGCCCGGUAUCCCCGCGGGGACGCGCUGACCCAUAGGAUCGACGGCCUGCUGAAGCAGCUGAACGGGACAAUGGCCGAUCUGGACGACGAGUUCAAGCAGCUGCUGGUGCGGUCCUUGCUGAGCUUGACUGAGAAAUUCCCGGAGAAGGUCUCGGCAAUUCUCGCCUUCCUCGGCUCGCUGCUGCGCUGUGAGGGGUCGGAGGCGCUGAAAACCGCGAUUGUGGAUACGCUGAUCGCGAUUAUGCACGCGAUUCCCGCGGCUAUGGAGCCGGUUCUGCUGCAGCUCUGCGAGUGCAUCGAGGACUGCGAUUUCCCGCGGGUCAUCAUCCGCGUGCUGCACGUGUUAUCCGCGGAAGGCGCCGCCGCGGUGGCGCCCGGGCGUUUCACGCGGUUUCUGUACAACCGCGUGAUUUUGGAGGGAGCGGCGGUGCGCGCGGCGGCCAUCCAGGCGCUCGGGCGUUUCGCCGAGAGGGUCCCCGCGGUGCGGCGCGGCGUGGAGACGCUGCUGCGCGGGAGUCUGAGCGACGAGAACGACGAAGCGCGGGAAAGAGCCGUUGCCGCGCUCGUGGCACUGCGGAAUCUGGACGCGCAGAGAGGGGUAGAAACGGGGAAACCGAAACUGGAGAAACCGGGGAAACUGGACGCGGGGAACCUGCGGGAGCGGCUGCUGGCGGCGCGCGAGCAGAACGUGGAAACCAUCGAUUUCGAGCAUCUCCCCGCGGUAAUCGCCAAGCCGCGUCGCGAGGAGGCGUCGGCGGCGGCGUGCUCUUCCCCGCGGGAGUCGUUGUCCGUCCCGCGGGAAUCGUCGCAGAGCUGUGUGCUGGAGCAGGCGGAGUUCGCGGCGUUCGGGAGCGUGGUGCGGAGCAGUCCCGCGGUGCGUCUGACGGAGGCGGAGACGGAGUACGCGGUGAGCGUGCGGAAGCACGUGUUCGCUCGGCACGUGGUGCUGGAGUUCAGCGUGGAGAACACGAUCGAAGGCCAGGUCAUGACCGACGUGACCGUCCAGCUCGCUCUCCGCGACGGCGACGCCGCCUGCUGGACGCCGCUCCUCGCGCUCCCCGCGGCCACGAUCCCCUGGGGCUGCGCGGGGACCUGCUUCGCGGCGCUGGGGUUCGAUCCCGCGGGAGGCGUGCCCGAGGCGGCGUUCGGCGCGACGGUGAAGUUCGUGGCGAAGGACGUGGAGGAGGAGGAGCUGGACGACGUGGACGCGAUCGAGGGCUUCGAGGAGGAGUAUCCCGUCGAGGACGUGCUCCUGAGCUUCCCCGACUUCGUGGCCAGACCCGCGGUGAGCGACUUCCGAGCGGCGUGGAGCGAGGUCGGCGAGGCGCAGGGCGAGGCCGUGGAGAAGGUGACGCUGCCGUUCGAGGACGUGGAGACCGCGGUGAAGCAGAUCGUGGAGGUGAUGGGGCUCGCGCCCAUGGAGGGAAGCGAGCGCGUGCCCAUGGGGGUUGCCACCAAUCAUACGCUGCUGCUCGCGGGACGCGUGCUGGGAGAGACGCUGGUGAUGGCGCGGUGCCAAGUGAUUCUGAGCCAGCAGUACGGAUGUGUGCUGAAGAUUGCGGUGCGGAGCCAGGAUCCCGAGCUGACGCAGACGGUGUUGUCGCUGGUGCAGUAGAGAGAGGAAGGAGGAAGAAGAGGAGAAUUGU